Oryzias latipes (Japanese medaka) is the source of this 8491-nucleotide messenger RNA. The record is from RefSeq and is a predicted model, not a curated record. NCBI's taxonomy places the organism in Eukaryota, Metazoa, Chordata, Actinopteri, Beloniformes, Adrianichthyidae.
CAGACGUUAUAGUCCCACCAUCACAUUUGACCCCUCCCCUGGGGGAGCGGCGAGCCGCAGACACAGCUGCGCUCGGGAACCGUUUGGCGUCUUCAUGAAAGCAGGCUGGCGUUUCGUCUGAAUUAGAAACGUCGGCUUCUUUUCAGUUAUAUUGAAAUAACAGAAAAUCUUCUCAUAAGUUGGGCUGUAAGAACAAAAAUAUUAACACAUCCACGGGCUCUAAUGGGACUUUUACCACAACGUUGGGAGGGCGACAGACGUCCUGCAUAACAAGCACAGCCUCAGAUCAGUCAUUUGCAUGAUCUGGAUGCUUAUAAUGUGUUUGUCGGGCUUCUGACUUCCACAUGACAAAUGUUUGGAUCUGACUUUUUGAGGACCUGUUGAGCAAGAUGUGGUGCUUCAAAACAAGAGAGCAGGAUACGGAAACCCGAAAAGGGAACGCCAAUGAAACGUGUAGAUUUGCCAGGAGCCUCUCAGAUAACAGAUGAGAUCCAAGCCUGGCUGAGUCGACAAAAACAGCCCGCAGGUCUGGAGCUGAUCAGCGUUUAAUCAGGAUGUUAGAGAGGAGAAGUGAUGCCCACAGAGCACAACACGUCUGAACCAGGAGCCGUUUACUGCACCAUGUCUGAAGACGGUGGAUUUGAAGUGACCAUGUAAUCUGGCAUCUGUUAGCAGUAACAGAAAGAUUCUGAUGAGAUGUCACAGAAAAGCUGAACUUUUUACCCCUGAAUUUCUGUUCAUUCAGUUUAGUUGGUUUUUCUUGUGUAACGUGCACAUCUGUGCACAGAUGUGAGUGUAACACAAGAAGAAAAGUUUGACAGAAAGUCCCAACAACUUGUCAAAACAAAGACAGCAGCUGUUUUUCAGGGUUCAUGACGGUGCAUUUGCUCCGUUCCUGAAUGGAGGAUUCUGAAAGUGGUUUCAAGGUUUGGACAGCUUUUUCCUCUAAAUAAGGUCACGGGAUCCGGUUCCCUGCGCAGCAACCGGACACCAGGUUACAUAAUCCCAUUUCUGGCUCACAUGCACGGACAUGCAGCCGCGCACGACGGCAGCGGUGGAGCGUCACUGCCGACUCUGCGUGUCAUCUGGCGGGGCGGGCCCUACGGCCCCCCAACACCACCACCAAACGGUGGAGGACAGUCUAGUGUUCAAUGCAGCUGAUGGCUGCACCCCCACAGGAACACAGCGGAUCCAGAAUCCAUUUGUUUUCCUACCGUAGAAAAUUACUAUUGAAAAUCUAUAAAAAACAAAGUCUACUAAAACAUCUUUAUAAAAUAAAAACAACAGUUUUGAAAACUAAAGCAUAUGAAGCUAUUCUUUCAAUUAUUUCUGGUGGAACGAUAUAAAAGCUUCAUCUGUGACUUUUACUUCACAGUAUAAACACCGUUAACAAAGUGGCUGUACUUUCAAACGUGUACUUUUUGUCUCCAGGGUGGAAAUAUUCUCCAUUAAAUGUCUGACUGCCAUUGGAUUUGUGCGUCACAAGAAUUUGUCUGAACAGAUUUUUCUGGGGAAUGUCGCCCCCCCCCUCCCGUCGCUCAGAUGGAGUUCAGUUUGUGUGUGUUGCAAGCGUGUGAUGGUGGCGUGUUUUCAUUCUGCACAGCGCUGUGGGCGAAACAUGUUCAGGCAAAUCUCCACAAUACAUGAGCAGCAGUGCCGACGGGCGAGACUCGGCUGAAACAGCGUGGACUCAGACGUCCGCACACGGCGAGGACACGCGCCCGCAUCCAUAAAGAAACCAACUUUAACGGAACGUUCCAACACAUCAAACCUACAGGAACCUGUGGAGUCAGGACAAGAAGGGCCCAAAAUCUGGACUCUGUGAAAAACAACGUGAAGUCCAGAGAAAAUAUUGUUCCUUUUUAGACGAUACAGAUUAAAGCAAUCUCCUUCUUAUCUUUGACUUCUCUAUUUUGUUUAUUUGUGACAAACCGUGACGUCCUUCUUUUUCCAAAACGCAUCGUGAUAAAGACCUUGAAUUUAAAAAGAGACAUUUCUUCACUGUGACGACAGAAACGGUCAACGUCCACAGAAGACGUUCUUGAUUAGAUCAAGACCAAAACCUGGAGCUGCAGACGAUGACAUGUGACCGACGGGAACGUAUGCAGUAAACAUGGGGGGAACGUGAGGCACACAGGAGACCCCCCCCCUGCUCCGGAUGCCAUUAUUGAAAAGGUGAAAGGGCACGCUAAACAAGGUCUUCAGAGACCCUCCCCCAAAUUGCAAAAGAAAAGUGACCACCGUGAGGAAGCACAGCACUCGUCGUCACGGUGACGUCAGUUUGACCACAGAAACAGCCGUAAACCGUCAUCAGUGAUGGUGAUCGGUGAGUCAGUGCGUGUGACGAGCCCGCUGGCCGUUAGCGCUCUGCCUCGCCGUUAAACAAACCCCUCCCUGCAGAACAUUCUCAUGUUACCAGCAUACCACAGAGACGGUAUCUGUCGGACAGGCUCCCUCCUGUCAGACGGGUUACAGGCUCCGGCUGCAGGUUGACGUUACAAAACACACGUUUACAGUUGGUUCAGAAAGACUCCAUUGUUCAAGCAUUUCAUUUCUCAAACCAGAUUACAUAAGUCGGCUUCUCUGACACACUAGUUCUGAUCUAAUUUCACUUGGAGACCAAAACUCAAAGUCUGAAAAGAUACAAGGCAAUAACUACAUGUACUCUAUCAUAUUAUUCUAUAAAGCACGAUAGCAGAGUGACUUCUAUUGAGCUGUUUUAGUCUGGCAUGAACGUCGUGUUGAGACAACCACUCCUCCAAAACAAACUAAUGUUCUUACAGUGCCGUCCUGCCUCUUUUCUGAUCUUAUGGAUUUACAUUGAUAGAUUUGAUCCAGAUAUUCAGCUGAAGGUAGGACAAGGAUAUCUGGAGGACAAGCCGUACACGGGACACCCUAGAUGUACCCAGUGUAAAUAUAACAGAAGGAAUAUUUUGAUUGAUGGCAGAGAAAUGGUCUAAUGGGGUGUAGUAUGAGGACAUAACAGCCCCUCCCUCAGUACACAGUGCAUACUUGUAUGUGAAGCACUUUAAAAUAUUCUAGUUAUUAAAAAAAUGUGAUCCAAAGCUGGUAAUCAGUUGUUCAGUGUGAAGCGUCGUUAUGCAGUAAACAUGUCAACAGGUAAAACCAUUAAAGUAGCUGGGAAUUCAAAGAGACACCAGCUUUAUAACUAAUAAUCAGUCACCACAGACCAAAAGCUAUCCAACUACAACUCACCAGAAAAAUGCAUGCAUAGUUAAGAACUUCACUUCCCAGCAUGCCCUGCUGCUGUCACAAAAGGCAGAAUCAGGCUGUUGGUUCUAGUUCAAAUCUAGAGCUUUAUGAAAGAAUGAAGAUUAUAGAGAUGCAUUUUUAAACGUUUUUAAACCCGGAGGUCAGGUUAGUCAUCUCUCUGGGGGCAGAAGACAAAAACCAUAAAGUGGUUAUGCAAGCAGCUGGCUCCACGCCAUCAGGCCCGGCGGUCACGUGGAAGGAGGGCUGGAUACAAUUAUUUACUCUCCUGGGUCCUGUUUCUGCCUGCAGAGCCCUGUCCUCUUCCAACGUUAAGGUGUGUUUUCAGUGGAUUAACCUCAAGCAGAGCCCGCCUUCACAGGCUGAUGGCAGCCUGGUGUAUUUAAUGGAGUUUGUAGUUAAACCAUGAUAUCCACACGUGUUAUUACACUUUAAUGAUAGUCAUCAGUUUGAGCUCAUCAAGUGAGGUGUGUAACGUUUGAAAGAAUCCGUCAAAACUCUGCUGUGUUCACACCUGAACUGGGCUGAAAGCUAACAGCCCAUUACUAUAGCUCCAUAACACAACAGAAGAGCAGCAAAGCCAGUGGGGGUUUUCUAUAGAACCACCCACACUAGAUCUUCAGCAGCAUGUUCCUGAUACAAAAGGCAACAUUGCCCUCAGAACAGAAGUACAACUAAGGUAGAAGUGUGCUGAUUGGCUGCUGAUCAUCAUCACCGCAGAAAUAAAAACAAGACAUGUCAGCUUCUUCCUGCAGAUAAUCCGCUGUGGCUCUUUGUUUACUGCCUGUUCCUCUUUGCAGAUUUGUUGUCUGGUACUAUGAAGGGGAAAUCAUAAACGCUGAACAUUACUAAUGUCUGCAAAUCAAAAGGGCCACACAUAAAGGCUCAAACGGAUAAACUUCUUACUGAGAAGGUUUCUGGAAUGACCUCCACAUGUCUACGGUGGAGUCAACAGUCACAACAACAUUUUUACCUCCAUGGAGGCUUUUCCUUGACCUCACUGUGAAAUGUUCUGGAGUCACUAAAAAGCAGGAACCAGACGUAAACGGAAGGAGCUUUGAAAUGCCAACGUAUGAAAGUCACGGUCAUGUGCUGCUUCUCCAACACCCAUCUGAUUUUAUUUGGAUACAGUCAAAUGUGUGGAGGAGAAUAACUGACAGUCAGAUACGUCCACAUUAUAUCGUAAUGUCUUUUCUGAGUGGAGAUCUUCAGCUGUGAAAAUGGUCUCGAUCCAAAACUCAGGAUUGUUUUUUUAUUUACACAGUUUUAUUGUUAAGAGCUGAAUGUCAGACUCCAGCUAUGCUGUUGCUGCUGAAUACAAGUACAACUAGAAACAUAAUCCAAUCCCAGACUGUAACCAUUAGCAAACAAUACGAUGUCAUAGAUGGGAUCAGGAAACAGACAGACAGCUGGAUGUAAAGAAACCUUUGCCUGGUGGACGUUGGGCCUUCCUGAUUAUAUCUGGACAGACAGACAGGACGCUUCCUUAUAGAGUAAAUGUGUUUCAGGUAAAUCCACAACAGAAACACAAGAACACAUGCAUAAAUGAACGGAAGUGUUUCGUUUAAGGACAUGAUGAAGCCUCGGUUUCUGAGUCCUUCAGAAACACACAGACAGACAGACAGACGGACAGACGGACAGACGGACAGACAGGGCCUCGUCCCAGAACUGCGUCCUUAUAACCGGUCCAGUUCCACCAUCGGUACGCUAAGCCGUCACAAAACGUCAAAGACCAAAUCUUCAGAGUUUAACAGGAAGAAUUCUGAACAUCUCGGACUAAAUGCUGCUUCAGACAACAGCCGAGUCUGCUAGCCUCUUAGCUAAUGCUGCUAACAGCUGAUCGUCGCUGAGCCGUUCAGGACACCCCGGAAAGAAGUCAGACCAGCCGCCCGACUCCCCUGAUCGGCAGGUAGGGACCAGACCACGGCGUUUCCGUCACAACAUACCCAGGGGGCGCCAAAGAAAAUCAUCGGACUCCGUCCAACCUUCUCUGCAUCCUCCUCUCCAUCCAUGACCCUCCUCUUUGGUCUUCCUCUCUUUCCUGGCAGCUCCAGCCUCAGCAUCCUUUCACCAUCAUCAUCACUGUUCUUCCUCUUAAACAUCUCCAUCUGCUUGGAUCUCCAGAACAUCUGUGAUCCGAUCCUCUGAUGGAUCCAUUCCUGAUCCAUCCUGGUCCCACAGAGAACCUCAGCAUCUUCCUCUCUGCUGCCUCCAGCUCUUCCUCCUGACUCUGUGUCUGAACCGGGGGUCUCCACCACUUCUUCAUCCAAACCACAGCUCUGCUCUCGUUUUCUGAAAAGACAACCAAACCACACUAUUCCUACUUCAGGAAAAACCGGAAACACGUCGAGUCUACUUCCUGUCCCGGCUUUCUUUCCGGUUUUUCUCGCUGAAUGAAGAGAAAUGGCAGAAACUGCGAAGGAAACCGGAAAAUCUGCAGCAAAAAAUUCCGACGAAAGACAGACGGAAGCAAAACGCGUCAAGUUAGAGUCUUGUUUGGAUCAACCAGAAGAAUCAAGCAUCUAUGAGGUCAUCAGGUACGGGCCGUCCCCCCUCCCAGCAAGGCAUUAUGAUCCAGACACGACCGAACCCACCAGCUGUGGUCUUCACUCCAUGGAGGAGCUGUUGUCUUGGAGACGGAGUGAGGCCAACCCCUUCAACGUGGCCUCUGUACCGCUAGCUCCUCGGGAGCCUUCCCUUGGCAGCUGUCAGCGCCGGACCCUGGUGUCCCACGACAUGAUGGGGGGUUAUCUGGAUGACAGGUUUAUCCAAGGCACAAACGCAGAGACUCCGUAUGCCUUUUACCACUGGUGCUACAUCGAUAUCUUCAACUACUUUACACAUCAGCUGGUCAGCAUUCCUCCAGUCCAGUGGACCAACGCUGCGCACAAACACGGGGUCAUUGUUCUUGGAACCUUCAUCACGGAGUGGACCGACGGCGCCACCAAGUGUGAGGCCUUCCUGAAAGACGAGGAGUCGUACCGGUCGGUGGCCGAUAAACUGGUCCAGAUCAGCCAGUGCUACGGCUUUGAUGGCUGGCUCAUCAACAUAGAGAACCCGCUCAGUGAGGCGGCGGUGAGCAACGCCCCGCCGUUCCUGCAGUACCUGACGGAGCAGAUGCACGAGCGCGUGCCCAGCAGCCUGGUCCUGUGGUACGACAGCGUGAUCCAGAGCGGGGAGCUGAAAUGGCAGAAUGAGCUGAACCAGUCCAACAGGAUGUUCUUCGAUUCCUGUGACGGCUUCUUCACCAACUACAACUGGACGGAGCAGAGCCUGGAGUCCAUGAAGGACUACAGUGGCGUCCAGGGCCGGCAGGCUGACGUCUAUGUUGGGGUGGAUGUGUUCGCCCGAGGGGAGGUGGUGGGGGGGAUGCUGGAAACAAACAAGGCUCUGGAUCUCAUUCGGAAGCACAACUUUUCCGCAGCCAUCUUUGCUCCCGGUUGGGUGUACGAGUCGCUGGAAGAUAAGACGGAGUUCCGGCAGAAGCAGGACGGGUUCUGGGCUCUUCUGUCAGAAUACCUGUACGUCCAUCGGCCGGCGACCCCUCUGCCCUUCGCCUCCUCCUUCUGCCAGGGCUUUGGCGAGGCCCUCUACUGGAGCGGACAGAAAGAGAAGACGAGCAGCUGGUUUAACCUGUCGGCCCAGGACCCCCAGCCGCUCUACCUCCAGAAGGAUUUGGAGGGUGGUGGGUGGCUGAGGAGAAGCGGCUGCCCGCUGGACGCCUGGAGCGGAGGCAGCUCGCUGCUGCUGGACGGCCUCAUCCCUGCAAACCUCAGCGCUGCGGUUUGUGCCAGGAUCUUCUCUCUGCAUGUGCCGCUGGACUCCAGGAUCCUGGUGGCUCUGAUCUACAAGGCGUCUCCCGGGAUCUCCGUCUCUCUGCAGCUGAGCACAGACGUCCAUCACUUCCCCCCAAACGACCAGCGGGACGCCAAGACCAUCAGUCUGACUCCUGAGGCGCUGGACAACGGCCACCAUUUAAUGAAGCACCUCACUCAUCUUCACCUGGAGGGAAACCGGACCGCGGACGGUUGGACCUUCAGAGGCUCAGAGGUGGAGCUUCGCGGCUGCAUCCUCAGAGACGUUGGCGUGCUCAUCCAGCGGGAUGGCGAGCCCGGAGAUGUGCCUUUCAGCUGCCGGCUGGGCAAGAUCAUGGUGGUGGACGUGGCGAGUCUGGAGGCGCCCCCUCCCCCGGUGCGGGGGGUGUGCGUUGAAGACAUCGUUUGGUUCCGUGGCUCUGGCACCCCCCCCCAACGGUCUCCGCUCCUGAACGCCACUCUGCACUGGGAGUACUCCUCUGAGCUCGUGCAUCAUUUCAAAGUCCACCGGCGCCGUCUGAGAGGACCGGACCCCCGGAUCCCUCCGGGGCCCCUGGAGCUGGUGGGCCGGGCGCACGCCAACCUGUUCAGGGUGACGGCGCUGGCGGUGCCAGAGCCACCAAGCCUGCUGGAGCUGGUGGUGGAACCGGUCCUCCUGGUGGACGUCCCCGUGCCUGAGGAGCUCUGGGGCAGAAGGCAGCUCAGCUACACGGAGGCGGCUGCACCGUGAUGAGGGCCUCAUGCAGUCUGUGACUGGAAGGAGGAGUGACAGCAUUUCCUGAUGUUUGUGGAUGAAUCAUCCAGUUUGAGGUUCAUCUGAUCCUCCGUGAUGCAGCAGAUGAUUCUGGGGGGGGGUCCUCCUGUGUGGCAGGCUCAGGAAAGACUCCCAGUCUUUGUUUUGGGGGGGGUGUUUGACUGGUGCUGUAAUGAGUUACCUGAUUAAUUCAGAACACGUCAAAGUUAGAGAAGAAAAAUACUGAAAAGCAAAUAUAUACUGGGGGGGGGGGGCUUAUGAUAACCUGACUGCCUCCCUUCAUAUGGAGGCAGAUGCUUUUAAUGAGACAUGAAAUGGAGUAAAAGAAUAGUCACAUAUAUGCAUGUUACUGUGGAUCUAUACAGAAAUAUGACGAUAGAUCAGAUCUGUCUUUGUUCUACUUUUUUCUGUUGAAUGUUGUGUGAAUCUAUGCCAUGUUUGUUUAUGGGAUGUUGUCAGGUCGUUUUCAGGUUCUUGGUUUUGUUUGAACCAUUAAACUUAAACAAACUCAUUUAAAGCAGGAACUGUUGACCUCAGUUGAAGAAGCAGCUCAUGCAGGAAUCAGGAUGAAUGUUCACGUCGUGUCCAGUAGGUGUCGCUGUCUUAAUGUCAGCCUCAUGAAUGCAGGUCAGUGUGCCGAGGAUGGACAGAUGUGGCUCUGCAAUAAAACAGCGUUUUUUUAACCAAUUUA